GUUUACUGUUUAAUUACACAAAAAACAAAGAUUAAAAAAAAAAAGACAGGAGAGAGGGAAAGAGGUGACUGAAAAGGAUAAAAGAGAGAAAAUCGAGGAAGAAGAAAAGAAGUCAUGGUUAUGUCGAGAACCGCAAUUUCUUCAACCCAUCAUCCUCUUCCGGUGCUGCAGCUUACAAGCGACGCAAUUAAAUUAAAGCAGAUUAUCAUUCUAUUUCACCAUUCUUAUAACAUCUGUACUUUUCAUGUCUUCAAUCUCUUUUCCUCUUUUUCUUAAUCGAAUUUGAAGUAUUUUUUGCUGGAUUGUAAUUUUGAUCAAUUGAUUACGACUUGAUUAUUAGAUUGGUGUGGAUGACCCUGACUUGUGUAUAAUUCAUUGCUUACUGAUAUUGAGGUAAUAAAGAUUUGGGCUUCUGAUUAUGGUCGGGAUUAGAUUGCUUGGUUUUUUAUGUGCAAAUGGUUGUGGUUGAAGACGUGAGUGUUUGUUCUGUGAAUUCGUGUUUAUUGGAAUAAUUCUUUUGGGUCGGAGCUGUGGAUUUCUAGUUUUCACUCUGGAAAAUGGAAUUCAAUCUUUUAGGACGCCUAGAAGUUUCUAUGGAAUUCCUCUUUUGGAAAAUGAAGAGAUGAGUCAAAUUGAUGGACCAUCGCCAAUAGAUUGAUAGGGUAGUCAAACUUGAAGACAGAGCGAUCAGUUCAAUUUUUUAUAUAUAGCAGGAUUAGAUUACUUCACGAUGGGUUUGCCUCACAUAUCGUCUGGUGAAUCUAAUGAGGAGCGCUUGGCACAAUUGAGCCAGCAUACUCAAAAUACUAGCCAUCUUAGAAUUGUAAGCACGUGUGAUGUGGAUGGGUUGUGUGUCGGACACGUAAGCGUACCACGCAGGAAUUUGUAUAUCUCUUCAACAGGAGGAUUCUCCAAGAGGAGAAAGGAGGAUGCAGGUACUUCGGAUGACCCUCUUAAGACAAGAAAGAACAGAGACAUUGUGCCUUAUGUUCCUAGAGGGAAAUUUGUGCCAGAGGAUAUUGGUUGCCAGAAUGCUAAGCAAGAUGUGGAUGUAACUCCUGUUUCUAGAGUUGUAGGAUUUCAAGCAAAUGAAACUCCGGUACGCUGUGGGAAAUUGAGUAACAGCGGUUCUUGUGAUGAGGUUACUCUCGAUGUGAAUGAUACUGAAUCUUGUGGUCUAGCAUUUCGUAAGCGAAUGUUGUCACCUUUGACCCAAUUGAUUUUCCCAGGCGACUGCAAACGCGAUGCUUUGAACCUUGGAUACGGGAUGUUGUCACCUGUCACUUCAGAAAAAAUAUGUAGUGCAAGGGAUCAGGAACUUAAGAAAGAAAAUGCUGAAUCAAAGAACCAAUUGAGUACCCCAAUCUCGUCAUUCACUUAUUCCAGGGAGUCAAUAAAUGCAUCUUACGCAAGCGGUAGAAAGGCCUCAUAUUCUUUGAUUGAUGGCCCAUCACCAAGACAGCAGGAAUCAUCUGAUGUCUUUUCAUCCUCUCCCGGACUUAGCAACCUAGAAAUUUCAAGCAUAUCAAGAAGUCAUGUUGGGGGUAAUUUUAAAUGCAUGGAGAGAAUGACCUCCCAUUCUCUUCCAUCAUCUCCCCUUGGUCGGAAGUCUUGUGAAAGGCUGGAAUCUACGGAUGACUUUAAAACUGUUAACAGACAGUUUGAGAGUGACUAUACAGCAAUUAGUAGUACUAGACUGUCACUUGAUGGAUCUGGUGCUGGCAUACCCUUGUCUGCUGAAAAAGAGGGGUGUAAUGUCAUUAGAAAGUCGAUUGAAGACUUUCUGUCAUCGUCCUUGGAUUCUGAUGGAGAGUGUAUUUGGCCAAAUUUUCAUGAUUUGGCCCCUAGACUUCAUAGCAUAAAACCAACUAGAACUUUGAGUGGGCAUUGUGUGCCAAGGUCUUUGGUAGGCUCAUUUGAGGAAUCCCUAUUAUCUGGUAGAUUCUCCUUUGGUAGUUAUCAGAAAAUCGAUGGCUUUCUAGCUGUUCUUAGUGUUACCGGCGGAAAUUUCUCGCCAAAAUCCCAGAAACUUCCAUUUUCUGCUACCAGUAUAGAUGGAGAUAGCUACUUGCUCUACUAUGCAUCUUUAGCACUUCCAGGAAAAUCUGCUUCCAAUGGUAGUUAUGGCCACAAGUUCAGAAGAAGUCUUAGCAAUAAUGAUGCAGGAUUUGUCGACAAUCGACUCCGCAUUCCCGUGAAAGGACGGAUACAGCUCGUCCUCAGCAAUCCGGAAAAAACUCCCAUUCAUACCUUCUUUUGCAACUAUGAUUUGAGUGACAUGCCUGCAGGUUCCAAGACAUUCCUGCGCCAAAGGAUCACGCUUGCAUCCACUAAAACCCUGCUGAACCUGAACAACGUAAAGUAUGUGAGAUGACAGUGAACGAGAAGAUUUUAGCAGCGUUAGAUACCGAUCCUUCAGUGGGACAUGACAUGCCAUUAAGUGCAUGUGAAGAGAACCCUAAAUAUACAAGUAGCCCAGGAUUGACUUUUGAAGUCAAAGGUCAUGAAUGCUCUAACUUAAAAGGUUUUGUAGGCAAAGGAGAACGAUAUAAUGUUCCCAGAAACCCAAGACAUAUGGACUCUACUUUCAGUGACUACAAAAGUGAAGGUCAAGACACUUGCAAUGAAAAUUUUGGCCAGGAUACUUGCUAUGUGGCUGAGAGGAAAGCCUCACUCGGUACAUUUAAGGUUAAAGAAUAUUGCUGCCAGGGUGCAUGCAAUGUGGUUGACGCCAAAGUCUCACUUGGUACAACUAAGGCUAAAGAGAACCUUAAAGGUUCUGGAGCCCUACGUUAUGCUCUGCAUCUUCGUUUCUUGUGCCCUCCACUCAAAAAGUAUUCUAAGUCAGUACAGGGCCUCAAAACUGAUCCUGUACAAUCUCCAAUAAAUAAUUCCGGGGAGAAGGAACAAGAAAGGAGAUUUUACUUGUACAAUGACUUGAGAGUUGUAUUUCCUCAAAGGCAUACAGAUUCUGAUGAAGGCAAGUUGAAUGUGGAAUAUCAUUUCCCAGCAGAUCCAAAGUACUUCGAGAUUGGCGACUGAAUUAUGUGCAUUUCCAACUCCCAUGGAUGCAUAUCCAAAAUACCCUUCUUUUUUUCCUGACUCUGUACAUAUUGUAAUCAGCCUGUAAAUAUAGAUCUUUCUAAGUGAUUCCAUCUUGGAAUCUUCUCAAAAUUAUGUUCUUCUGUACAGUGGACUUGGACUCUACUUAAUAAACAAGAUAUUUUAAUUCA
This is a messenger RNA of Beta vulgaris subsp. vulgaris (sugar beet), 3233 nucleotides long. RefSeq lists its product as hypothetical. Lineage: Eukaryota; Viridiplantae; Streptophyta; Magnoliopsida; Caryophyllales; Amaranthaceae. The transcript is spliced from 6 exons. The coding region runs from base 731 to 2374 and encodes 547 amino acids. The record is from RefSeq and is a predicted model, not a curated record.